Rattus norvegicus (Norway rat) is the source of this 1645-nucleotide messenger RNA. It is a transcript of the gene Aadac, whose product is annotated as arylacetamide deacetylase. Gene Ontology annotation, cellular component: endoplasmic reticulum membrane; membrane. Gene Ontology annotation, molecular function: acetylesterase activity; diacylglycerol lipase activity; hydrolase activity. Lineage: Eukaryota; Metazoa; Chordata; Mammalia; Rodentia; Muridae. The record is from RefSeq and is marked provisional.
CAAAGUAGAAAGAGCAGAAGGAAACAUGGGAAGAACUAUUUUUCUUCUCAUCUCUGUGGUGCUUGUAGCUUAUUAUAUUUAUAUACCUCUCCCAGAUGAUAUUGAAGAGCCUUGGAAAAUAAUAUUGGGAAAUACACUUCUAAAACUUGGAGGAGAUUUGGCUUCUUUUGGUGAACUUUUGGGACUCAAUCAUUUCAUGGACACGGUACAGUUAUUUAUGAGAUUUCAAGUUGUCCCACCCACUUCUGAUGAGAAUGUCACUGUGAUGGAGACAGAUUUCAACAGUGUUCCUGUUCGCAUAUAUAUACCCAAAAGGAAGUCAACGACGCUCAGGAGGGGCUUGUUUUUUAUUCAUGGUGGUGGCUGGUGUCUGGGGAGUGCUGCUUACUUCAUGUAUGACACUCUGUCAAGACGGACUGCCCAUAGACUUGAUGCCGUUGUUGUGUCAACUGACUAUGGCUUAGCCCCAAAAUACCAUUUUCCAAAACAGUUUGAAGAUGUAUAUCAUAGUUUACGAUGGUUCUUACAAGAGGACAUUCUUGAAAAAUAUGGUGUAGAUCCUAGAAGAGUUGGUGUGUCUGGGGACAGUGCUGGUGGAAACUUAGCUGCAGCUGUGACACAACAGAUUCUACAGGAUCCAGAUGUCAAGAUCAAACUCAAGGUCCAAGCCUUAAUAUAUCCUGCCCUUCAGGCUCUUGAUAUGAAUGUACCAUCACAACAAGAAAAUUCACAAUACCCACUUUUAACCAGGUCAUUAUUGAUCCGUUUCUGGAGUGAAUACUUUACUACAGACCGAGACCUUGAGAAAGCCAUGCUUCUCAACCAACAUGUACCUGUGGAAUUCAGCCAUUUGUUACAAUUUGUGAAUUGGAGUUCCUUGCUCCCUCAGAGAUAUAAGAAAGGUUACUUUUAUAAAACUCCCACUCCUGGUAGUUUGGAGCUGGCUCAAAAGUACCCAGGGUUCACAGAUGUAAAGGCAUGCCCUCUGUUGGCCAAUGACAGUAUAUUACAUCAUUUACCUAUGACCUAUAUUAUCACUUGUCAGUAUGAUGUUCUAAGAGAUGACGGACUCAUGUAUGUCAAGCGGCUUCAGAAUACUGGAGUUCAUGUGACUCAUCACCAUAUUGAAGAUGGAUUCCAUGGAGCACUUACCUUACCUGGUUUGAAAAUUACAUACAGGAUGCAAAAUCAGUACUUGAAUUGGCUUCACAAAAAUCUGUAGCAAAAUCUAUAAAAUGGUUUAUUGAAGAUAUAUAAACAACAAAAUAAGAAAUAAACUAGUAAACAUGGUUUUGAGGUUUCACAUAAAUCAUUUGUUGUUUCUAAUGAGCUGAUAGCUUCCACAUUUUGUUACUUUUAUUAUUAGCAAACAUUUUUUUUCAUUCCUUAUUCCGCAUUUACCUACAGACUCAUCUUCCAAACAAGAGUUUUAUGUGGGUACUGACAAUCCAAAUUCAUGUGUGCAUGCUUAUGAAAUGGGCACUUUAUCAAUUAUCACCAUGUACAAAUUCCAUAACAAUUCUGUAGUGCACUUUUAUUACCCAUUAUUAUUUUACACAUAAGAAAAAGUGAACUUAAAUAAGUGAAGUAAUAAAAUAUGUCCUAAAUCUAGUACUGUUGGAAUAAACAUUCAUUGUAAGUUUCU